UUUCGUCCAAACCGCGAAAGCUGCAUUCAUCCCAGCCCCACACCCUUCCUCUCAAGCCUUCUCUCUGUAUUUCAUUUCAAUUUUGUUCAUUCAUUGCCAAAGCCUGAGAGCUCAAUCUUUGAGGAUUACGACUUACUGAGACGCCCAGAGAGAAAAAGCACUGUGACCUUGUGUCGGGCGAAUCUCGUUUUACUAAUUCAACAAUGGCGUACGUCGAUCACGCCUUCUCGAUUUCCGACGAGGAUAUCAUGAUGGAGCCAUCUUACGUUGUCAACAACAAACCUCCCAUCAAGGAGAUCGCCCUCGCCGUUGCUCUUCUCUUCUUCGGAACCCUCGGUAUCAUCAUCGGUUCAAUUAUGACCUACAAUCGUGUCGGCGGUGACACAGCUCACGGGCUUUUCUUUGCAAUACUGGGAGCCAUCUUGUUCAUUCCGGGAUUCUACUAUACGCGGAUUGCUUAUUUUGCCUACAAGGGAUACAAAGGGUUUUCUUUCUCUAACAUACCGCCUGUGUAGCUGUGUCCUAUAUGUCAAGUUCAAAUAUCACUCUGUACAGAUCGUCAAGGGUUGUAUGUUUUUUCUUAUCUUGUUUGUUCUCCUAUGGUUUUGCCGGCAAAUAAUGUGUAUUUACAUUACAGGUGCUCAGAACACAGACCAAAAAAGAAAAAAAGAUUACAUCUGCUUGGAACAAUAUAUACAACGCUGUUUAAAAUUAUCUUCUAUAUAAUAUGCUUUUAUCUUCUCUAAA
Messenger RNA from Neltuma alba, 747 nucleotides. RefSeq names its product transmembrane protein 230. The coding region runs from base 204 to 515 and encodes 103 amino acids. Lineage: Eukaryota; Viridiplantae; Streptophyta; Magnoliopsida; Fabales; Fabaceae. Gene Ontology annotation, cellular component: endomembrane system. The transcript has 2 exons. The record is from RefSeq and is a predicted model, not a curated record.